Molecule: messenger RNA, 2245 nt
Organism: Cucumis sativus (cucumber)
Lineage: Eukaryota; Viridiplantae; Streptophyta; Magnoliopsida; Cucurbitales; Cucurbitaceae
Product: galactoside 2-alpha-L-fucosyltransferase
Exons: 2
Coding region: 267-2024 (585 amino acids)
Biological process (GO): xyloglucan biosynthetic process; cell wall biogenesis
Cellular component (GO): Golgi apparatus; membrane
Molecular function (GO): galactoside 2-alpha-L-fucosyltransferase activity
Source: RefSeq, a predicted model, not a curated record
UUUGAGUAUUUGAGUCUUUGAAUAUAUUUGAGCUUUUUGGUUGAAAUGAACUUCUUAUUUUGGAAGAUUUCCCAAGCUUUUCAACACCGACAAAACAGGAAUUGAUUUAUAGAUAGAUCACGAGUUGCUUUAUUGGGAUAUCUUCGGUUUAUUUGCUUACACUGAGACAAAAUAUGCACAUUCGGCGAUCUUCAUAGGCCGACACAGGUACUCUUGAAAGCCAUCUGUUUUUCACUACCCUUUUGCUCCAAACCAAGUUUAAAUCCAUGAACCGGACAUUCAAUUCAUACCCAGAUGAAAACUAUGCGAAUGUUAGGAGAUCCAUGAGGCAGACUGAGGAUGAUCAUCACAAGAACCUAUCGGACAAGGAUCCGCACUUUGAUUUCAAGAGCAACCAUGAAUUGAAAUUUGGGUUCAGUUCGAUUCGAGUAAUGGGUAUGUUUGUGGUUCUGAUGAUGUUCAUUUCUGUGAUAUUUUCGGUCUCGGUGGUUUUUAGAGAUCCACCGUCGGAUGCUGUAAUUGAAGGUUCAGAUGUGUGGAUUCCUCAGUGGAGUUCUGACCCAGAUUCUAAGGUUGGAGAUCUUCAAACAGUUGUACAGCCAGUUGAUAAACUGCUUAGUGGCCUUCUUUCUGCCAAACAUGUGGUUGGUUCUUGUCUCAGUAGGUACAAUUCAGUUGCUUAUCAACACAAGCUGGCUUACGAACCCUCUGCUUACUUACUCUCCACAUUGCGGGGUUAUGAAGAUCUUCAUAAGCGUUGUGGAGUUCAUACUGAAUCUUACAACAAAACUUUGGAGCAGCUUAGGUCUAAUGGUAGUAGCAGCCCCUCAGACUGUAAAUAUCUUCUGUGGAUUUCCUUCAGUGGAUUAGGGAAUAGAAUACUAACCCUUGCUUCAGCGUUUCUUUAUGCUCUCCUCACAAAUCGCGUUCUUCUUGUUGACCCUGGAACUGACAUGGCUGGUCUUCUCUGUGAACCAUUUCCUGAGGUUUCUUGGUUUCUUCCCCAAGAUUUCCCAUUAAAAGAUGACUUCAGUAGUUUCAACCAGAACUCUCCUAAUUGCUAUGGGAAAAUAAUGAAGAAUAGCAUAACGCCAGAUUCAAGUGGAAUGAUCUUGCCAUCUGUUGUUUAUCUUCAUUUGGUCCAUGAUUACGACGAUGAUGAUAAGCUUUUCUUCUGUGAUCAAGACCAAGCUCUUCUGCAGCAAUCUCCUUGGCUUGUUAUGAAAACAGACAAUUAUUUUGUCCCAUCUCUCUUUUUGAUCCCAUCAUUCGAGAAAGAACUGAAUGAUCUUUUCCCAAAUAAAGAUACGGUUUUCCACUUCUUGGGUCGAUAUCUGUUCCACCCCACAAAUUCGGUUUGGGGACUGAUUACGAGAUAUUAUCACGCUUACUUGGCUAGAGCUAGCGAAAGAAUAGGCAUUCAGAUUAGAGUGUUUGAUACAGGAACUGGACCUUUUCAACACAUUCUGGACCAGGUUCUGGACUGCACCAUGAAAGAGAAUCUGUUGCCACAAACCGAGAGGCAAACGUAUGCCAUUGAUCCAGUUAGUAAUCAAAAGUCAAAAGCCGUGCUGAUAACUUCAUUGAGCGCUGGUUACUUUGAGAAGUUAAGAGAUAUUUACUGGGAGAAUCCAACAGUAACGGGGGAGAUAAUUAGUUUCUACCAACCAAGUCAUGAGGAACACCAGCAAACUGAAAAAAGUAUACAUAACCAAAAGGCAUUGGCAGAGAUGUAUUUGUUAAGUACAACUGAUGUAUUAGUCACCAGUUCAUGGUCGACCUUUGGAUACGUGGCUCAAGGUCUUGGUGGUCUGAAGCCAUGGAUAUUGUACAAACCCGAAAAUCGUACUGCACCGGAUCCACCUUGCCGUCGAGCCAUGUCCAUGGAGCCUUGUUUCCAUGCACCUCCUUUCUAUGACUGCAAGGCUAAGAAAGGAGUGGACACUGGUAAGCUUGUUCCUCAUGUGAGGCACUGUGAGGACAUGAGCUGGGGACUUAAGUUGGUUGAUGAUCCAUAUGAUUGAUUUUGCUGCUUAUGUUGUGAAAUUGUUGUAUUGAACAAAUUUUGCAGUUUGUAGACUACUGUAGAAGAUCAUUAGUUUACUCAAAACAAACUUUUGAAGUUUCCCAUUCCAUUAUUAGAAAUGUUGGAAUGCCCUAUGUAAACCAUAUUUCUGAAGAAAGCUUUGUGAAAUUAAAAUCUUUGAUGAAGUUUUGGAUUGGAAGAACCUAUUUUAAGGAUAAA